UCACCCAACCCCCUAGCAGCCGGCCGCACUGCAGAAGGUCAGAAGAGGAGAAGAAGAAGAGGAGAGAGGCAAGGCAGGGGUGGGGUGUGUGUGUUGUGUGUGGGUGUGGAUGUACGGGAAUAUGCCUAGGGGAGAGCGAUGACAACCAUGCUGAGCCCAAAGAUCAGACAGACCAGGAGAGCCAGGUCGAAGAGCAUGGUGAUGGGCGAGGUGUCGCGAGGCCCGUGCAGGCCAGCCUCCCCCAGCCUCCAGGAGGGGGCGCUGAAGGCCGGAUGGCUGAAAAAGCAACGCAGCAUCAUGAAGAACUGGCAGCUACGCUGGUUUGUGCUGCGCUCAGAUCAGCUCUACUUCUACAAAGAUGAAGAAGAAACCAAACCACAGGGCUUUAUACCCCUACAGGGAUGUCAGGUCAAUGAGCUCACGGCCAACCCAGACGAGCCAGGCAGGCACCUCUUUGAGAUCGUACCAGGUGGAACGGGAGAGAAGGACCGUGCCCCGAUUAGCCAUGAAUCCUUCCUGCUCAUGGCAAGCUCGCAGACCGACAUGGACGACUGGGUCAAGGCCAUACGGCGGGUCAUCUGGGCGCCAUUUGGCGGAGGAAUUUUUGGCCAACGUCUGGAGGACACAGUACAGUUUGAGAGGAAGUUUGGACCCCGGCUGGCACCACUGUUGGUAGAGCAGUGUGUGGACUUCAUCAGAGAGAGGGGCCUGGACGAGGAGGGUCUCUUUCGGAUGCCUGGACAGGCCAAUCUGGUCAAAGAUCUUCAAGAGGCCUUUGACUGCGGAGACAAGCCUUUGUUUGACAGUAACACAGACGUCCACACCGUGGCAUCCUUGCUGAAGUUGUACCUGAGAGAACUGCCUGAACCAGUCAUUCCUUUCUCCAAAUAUGAGGACUUUCUAACCUGUGCACAGCUUUUGGCCAAAGACGAGGAGGAGGGGAUCCAGGAGCUUGGGAAACAAGUUAACACUCUACCUCUGCCUAACUACAAUCUCCUCAAGUACAUAUGCAAGUUUCUUGAUGAGGUUCAGUCCCACUGCAACGAGAACAAGAUGAGCGUUCAGAACCUGGCCACAGUAUUUGGACCAAAUAUCCUUCGAACCAAGAUGGAGGACCCAGUUAUUCUCAUGGAAGGAACUUCUCUGGUCCAGCACCUAAUGACAGUCCUCAUUAGGGAACACCAGCGAUUAUACUCAGGGAGGGAGCACGAAGGACCUGCUUUGCCCCUAAUGGAGUUACCUGCCCAGGGGCAUCAGCUCCAACACCGCAGCCUGGGAGCGUGGAUAUCUGAGGAGGAUCUACAGAGCGGUCCAGGUUCCAACACUGAACAAGAACUCCACAGCAGUGCCUCAUCUCUGGACGCCAAACUGUCUGCGGCCAUCACCCCUAACCCAAACCCUGGACCAAAAAUCGCACCUUCAACGGGGAAAGGAGAGCCCGUUGUCAGUCCAAGUAAACAAGCCAAGACCAUGCCUUCCUGGAAAUACUCUUUCAAAAGUUCUUCAACUCCCCGUUCCCAGCCACAGGCUAAGCAAGCUACCACAGGUGCCACAGUGGCAGAUACAAGUACUCCUUCCGGUGGCGGAGGUAACUGGCUCAUGAAUGGUCUGUCCUCCUUGAGAGGACACCGCCGCACUUCUUCAGGGGAGCGAUCCGCCAGAGAUCGUGACUCUACCGGGUCGUCCCAGAGACUGUCCACUUAUGACAACGUCACGUCUUCCUCCAGCACAGGGAGCGUUCCCAGUGUCUCCAGCACACCGUGGUCGAGCUCCUCUUGCGAUAUCUCCAUUCCAGACUCCAGCGGAGAACCUCAGACACAUCAGAACUUUGGAGGUGGAGCGGAUAGCGAUGAGAGGACGGAGUGGACAGAGAGUCAGAGGGAGACUGAGAGGGAAAAGGAAGUGGGGAGGAUGAUGGAGCAGGGCGUGGACUUGGAUGGAUGCGAGGCCAUGGAGCUUUGCAGCAGCAGCGCGGCAUUCGGCGAAAGCGAAAACGUACCCAUGGUGGCAGGGGUGCCGUCCAUUAUUAUGACAGAAGACGGAGAUGGGACUACCCUGACCCUGAAUACUCUGGUGGAGGAACUGAAGGAGGAGUUGAGGAAACAGAGGACAACAUAUGAGACCAGGAUUCAGAAAUUGGAAGAGUCCAGCACAGCGCUGUGUGCCCAGGUGGAGCGUUUAGAACAAGAGAUGGAGCAAGAGAAGAAGAAGCAGCGCAUGCUGGAGAUCAAGCUGCGGAACUCUGAGCGGGCGAGGGAAGACGCCGAGAAUCGUAACCGUCUCCUGGAGAAGGAGAUGGAGGAUUUCUUCUCCACGCUGGGCAAUCUGGCCCUGGGCUCAAGGACAAGCGACAUUUGACUCAACAUGGAUUUCCUGUUUUAGCAUUAGCAGAAACAGCGCUGUAGCCAUCAACUGACGUCUCUCGGCUCGAAGCAGCAAGACGCUUCUUUAAGAAAAUAACUAUCAGUAAAAGAAUGAAAGGAAGCAUACUGUUGCACAUUUCUAACAAGCUUGAAAUUGAUGAAAAGAAAUGCUGAAGGACGUAAAUGUCAUCACUGUUCUGUGAGACUGUCCAUAGGAGGGUUGACUCUGUGGCAUGCUUGAAACUGAACAUGAAGAUGGAGCUCCUACAGUUAGCAUUCCCCAUUCACUGAGGUUUCAUGUUUCUAAUGAAGGCAGCGUCAUCAACAUCUCAGGUGCCUGUUUUGUGACUGAAACAUGGUAACAUAACUUCCCCAAAGCUUUGUACUGGAGAGCGCUUCUUCAACCACUACUUUCCAUCGGUCUUGUACUAACACUGUAGAGUUGUAGGAACCAUUUAUUAUUUAUUUAUAUUUACAGAAACAAUAGUUUGAGAUUCGAUCAAAUCUGCUUUUUACCUUUUGCUUGAUUCUGUGAUUCUCAAACUUUUUAUAACUGUUACCAUCUCAGUAAAUACCACGUUUUUGGGGAAAACACCAUUUUGUCCAGAUAUAUUAUUUAUUUAUCUGGACAUUAUUUAUGUUUUCAUGGUUUUGGCAGUUAUUUUAAAACUGUCACAACAAAAUAUGGAGUUUUUCAGUUUCUCUAAAGGUCUCCAAGUCAGAAUUCCCAGUGAGAAACGUAGUUUUUUUCUCCCCAGCCCCAAUUUAGAAAUCCUACAUGGCUGCCUUCCAUGUGAAAUUGGUAGAUAAAAGAAAAAAGACUGUUUAUGGGAAUUUAUGAUAAUUCGUGCCAUUAAAUCAUCAUAAAUACACUCCUGUACAACAUCUUUUAAGGGAACCUGAUGAUACAGUGUUUGAAUGCACAAAACAGAUAAAUAUACAUUGUUAUUGGCUGGUAAAGCUAACAGACGUUAGCCUUGAAUACAGAAUUUACCAAAUCUCGCUGGUUCUUAAUUUGGAACUGGUUAGGCUGAGUUUUAUCUAAAUCAUAGAUUCAAGUUUCAACUUCAGGGGCAAAAAAAUUCAUCAAAAGUCAGCAGACCUCGUUAUUGCUUCACUUUCACCUUACUUCUGACAGGGAUUAUAAAAAAAAUUUAUCCACUGCACUUCUAUUUUGAAAAUUUUCUGAUGAAGGAAAAGGGUCUGAAUCAGAGACUAUAUGUCCCUAUCUACCUUGCAAAUAUUUAUUGCUAAAUUUUGCUAAAAUUCUUGUGACGGGAGUCCUAAAGGAUUGUACCUUAGUACCUUAGUUUGAGAACUAUGGCCUUAGGUUAAGUAAUACUUUGACCAAUAUUUGUAUCAUAAAGUGCUGCCAGCUUGCUACUUGUUAGCAUAACAUCAGACCAAGAAAGAGCUAGCCACAUAUAUCUUGAAAAAGGCCUCAAAUACUCAGUAAUAUAUGGUGAAAUCUGUACUUCUAAAACACAAACUGUUCAGACUAUUUAUUUGAUUAGAAAAAGUGGUUUGGGCUUCGCCUGGAUUACCCAGCUAACUGGGUUUAGCUAUUGUGUACAUUGCAAGGUCAGUUGAUCAUUUGCUUUGUUGUUUGUUUUGGAAAAAUGAACUAAUCAGUGGUUAGUGUGUCUUCAUACCUGGUCAAAUAAAAUUAUCUGAAUACAAGAUAAGCAAUUUACCUUUAAAUAAACAUGGCUAACUGGGCUAUGUACAAUAACAACUUUAGCAGAGGUCUUUCUAUUUUCCAUAUUUGUACUACAAACAAUGUUAAGUUUGUAUAUUGUAUUAACAAAAGCAGGUAUCAAUAAACUAGACUUUCAAUUUCCUAAGUAAAACCUAAACACAUCUGGACUGGACUUCUGCCACAGCUGCCUCAGUCCCAUAGUUGUCCUCAGGCCCUUCCAGUGCCUCUUGUUCGUCACCAUCUACACGGUUUCUGAAUCCAUUCGAUGGCAAAUCCUGGCUCUUCUGUUGGGCCCUCACAUUGUUAAUGUCUGUCAGGUAUCAAGGGUUACGUUUACAAUUCCUCAAGCAUUUAUUAUUUAAUCUAUCAUAUGGAGCCAGUGACUAAUCACUUAGCUCCCUUAAAGAUUUGUUCUGUUUUUACUUUUCUGUUCCGCUUAAAUGUAUCUAAUUAUAUUUCACAUCUGACAAAGAAAAAAUGAUUCCAUGCAUUAAGGGGGAAAUACUGUCCAAAACAACCUCCAGUGAAUUAUAAGCCUGGUGGGCCACCAGGCUUUACUUGCAUCCCCACCAGCCUAAGAUUGUUUAUUUUAAGUAGGGUUUUUUAUACACCAUUAACAGUGACCGUAAAGACGGAUUAAGUGAGGUUUAUAGUAGAUGAGUUGAAUUGGGCGUAAGGGGGUUGUGCAUAAAUUGCACCAUCACCACACCUGCCCGUUGGCAGGUGCAUGCUCAUGCACCUCCAAAUUUUUGUAACUUUUAAAAAAUUUUAACGCAAAAACACGGUGGGCCGCUGGUAGAUUUCCCUAGCUCCACUACCAAUGGGCUUAGCAAGUUUUCUGGGGGAAACCCUAUUUAUCCUUUCAGAAAUGGGCAUUGUGGGCAGGCUGUCAAUGCGCUUUGGGAGUCAUUUGCGGAUAAAGGUUUUCGCGAGUAAAGUCCAAACGCUACUGAAAAGACAUUUUAAACCACUGUAUGUUUUUAACUUUUUUAGAUAAUAUGUUGCUUUUUGAGAUCUACUAGCCUACUUCGUGUUGGUCGACAAAUUGUGUGUAAGAUUCUUGAUUUGACAGGCCAGGCAACUGAAACUGAAUUUAAACUUCCAAAUAAUGUAGUUUAUUGUAAUUCAUAACUUAAUGGGAAGACAUUUUUUUCUCAUAAGGCUUGUUUGGGUUGGAUCAUUUUUUUCCCCUCACAAGAGAUCAUCAGUGGAAAACCUGCCUCCAUCACUAUGGUUCUCUUUGACCUGAAACAUUUAGGUGUAAAAAAUCAAAACAGAAGGCGAAAUCUGUAAGGGGAGGAGGGAAUACUUUUCCAUUGCCCUGUUGGACACAGUAAAUACCAAAGCUGGACUGCCUCAUCAGCGAUUCACUCACAGGAGAUCAGAAUGGACUGCCUGGAAGCCAUGUUGAUUUUGGCACAUGAAGCUGAACACUGCCCUCAGAGAAACAAUGGAGUUUCCUGGCUGUGCCUUCAGGGAAGUGUUUUUGAACAUGAAAAAAAACAAAAAAGAAACGAAAUGUUGCUUGCUUGUCCUAAGAUGUGGUGCUAAUAUUCACCCACAUGGUGGCUGCUCCUUUUCUUUUCCUCUGUUUUGCUUUGUUGUAGUAUGGAACCAAUGCCUGAGGCUACUGAAUCAUUUAAUGGUGCCAAUUCCUGUUUGUAAAUUGUAAAGUGAUUGGAAGUUUUGCAUCUAGAAUGUAUCAAUAUAGUGAAUGAGUUAUAUAUCAAAAAUUAGCGGCAAUAAUUUGGGUUAUUUAGUCUGUCAUAAGAAAAACAUGGGGGCUCAUUUUUUAGUCACAUUUGCAUCAAGUUAUUCACUCAGUCAUAAGUGUCACAGUUUCAAACAAAAUAUUUAAUUAGCUAAAUAUGUGGUUUACAAACCACAUAUUGGUUGGCACAAACAAAAUUUUUAGAUUUGAACUAAAUUCUUAAUUUGCUAAUGCUAAUUAAAGAUUUAGCUCCAAACUAAAUAGCUUUAAGCUAACUAGUUAGUUUGUAGACUAAAUAUUUAGCUUGCUAUUUAGAUUGAGGCUAACUAUUUAGAUUGCUGUUUUUUUAUUAUUAUCUAAAAAUUUAGUUUGGAGCUAGAUAACUAAAUAUUUAGUUUGCAAAUGCUAAAUAUUCAGUUAGCCAAUGAUAACUAAAUACUUUGGUUGGAGCUAGACAUUUAAUUUGUAAGCUAAAUAUUUAGUUUGCUAAUUAAAUAUUCAGCUUGAAGCUACAUAUUUAGUUUGCAAACUAAAAAAUGUAGUUUGCUAAUUAAAUAUUUACACCUUGAAACUGACAGAUAAAUGAAUGAAUAAGAAUCAAUCUGUAAGGUUUGUAAAUUGUAAAGUGAUUGGAAGUUUUGAAUCAAGAAUGUAUCAAUACAGUGAAUGAGUUUUGGAUUGAAACCAGCAAUGUGACAGAAAUGUAAGACUUUUUCUUGUAGUCAACCGAUGCAUUUGGGUCCAGCCGUACCUUUACAAAGUGGGUCUAACACAGACGGUUUGGCUCAUCAUGUAAGAGUUUUCUUUGCAGUUUUAGUCUGACCCUUUAUAAACCGACUAUUACAGUUCACUGAAAAAUUGAAUUUCGAUUGGACACUGUGAUUUUUGUGACACAAGGAUCAAAAAAGCAUCGUUAUUUUCCAGGAUUGUACAGUUUUUGAGCUCCUCACCUCCUUCACAAAGUUUAGACUGUGAUGGUGAAAAAGCAAUGGCAGGUACUUGUAUGUAAGUAAGAUUCUUCUCAACAUCGAUGGUGCUUAUUUAUUAUAGAUUCACAUUGUUGUAAUGAAUGGCCGUGUCUGAGAAAUAAAGACAACUGUCACACAAGACAAAGGUGAACCUGAA
Messenger RNA from Xiphophorus hellerii (green swordtail), 6898 nucleotides. RefSeq names its product Rho GTPase activating protein 22b (gene arhgap22b). Gene Ontology annotation, molecular function: GTPase activator activity. Lineage: Eukaryota; Metazoa; Chordata; Actinopteri; Cyprinodontiformes; Poeciliidae. Gene Ontology annotation, cellular component: focal adhesion. The transcript is spliced from 10 exons. Gene Ontology annotation, biological process: signal transduction; activation of GTPase activity. The coding region runs from base 139 to 2358 and encodes 739 amino acids. The record is from RefSeq and is a predicted model, not a curated record.